AUGGAGCGACAAAACCGUCGUUCUUCCAUGUCUGUACAUUGUUUGAACCACCGUAGUUCCAGUAGUAGUAGUCUUAGUGUUUCAGCCUGCAGUAUCAGCAGUACAGUGAAUCAAAUCUAUCCAGCACCUUGUACGCAACCAUUGUCUUACAGUGCUGAUCAAUCGUGCGAAGACUACGAGGUCGUAUUCACGGAGGACAAGUUGGGGUUGACACUCAAGAACCAUGAGCAGAUCGAUCCAUUGGGCUAUCGAAUUCCAGAAACUAUCGUCAAGUCGACGAUCUUUAGUGUUGGACAAGUAUCGCACCCGAUUCGAGAAGGAGAUGUGCUGUUGUCAGUGAAUGGAGAGAGUAUUACAAAUUUGGAGUUUCAGGAUGUUUUGCGGAUACUAAAGAUUGCGUCCCGACCUAUUCGUCUUCGCUUUCGCACGAGAUCUACACUGCGACGAGCGUGGUCGAUGUCAGGCACGGAACAGCUGGACGUUAGUUCAAGAUGGUCGAGUUCGGGAAGUGUGGACAGCGAUCUUCGUGUACCGAUUGCAGACGAAGCUUUCUCGUAUCCUGAACGUCCUGGACUGGAAGAGGAUCGCGAUGAUUCGGACAGCCAAGAUGCCGUCAUGUCCGAAAGCUUUGGUGACGCUGAUAGUGCGCGAUCUACCGAAAAUAGCUCAGUGAUUACAGAGCUUACAGAUAUGGAAUUGACUUCACGUCGGCAAUCGUCGCGACUAGCUGCGUUUCUUCGUAAACCUUUUCGUCGUGGUGAUGGGUUUGAUGGUGCUCGGUGGGCACUACGAAUGGGCGUUGUGCCGGUCUCCCCUUGUACAGAGAUUUCGCUUGAGUCACCUAUUAAGGCCGCAAUUCUCGUACGCUGGCGUGUACACGCGAAGGCAGUGUCGUAUCACUUGCAAUUCUCUCGAGAUUGGACAAUGAAGGUAUGGAAGAACUGGUCAGGACGACCUCGACGAGAAAGUAACAAUGAGCUUGAGCUCGUCACGACGAUCGUUGGUCUUGACUAUUCGAAGAGUUACGUGGUACGUGUCCGCUAUGAAUUUAGCGACGGUCAUGGUCCGAGUGAGUGGAGCGUAGCAAGUACGCCUUUGUCAACAAUCAGUCAUGCUGAUGCCAUAUACUAUCGGAUUGCACAGCCAAGAGCAUAA
This is a messenger RNA of Peronospora belbahrii, 1155 nucleotides long. The record is from the annotation of a GenBank genome assembly. NCBI's taxonomy places the organism in Eukaryota, Oomycota, Peronosporomycetes, Peronosporales, Peronosporaceae.